This is a messenger RNA of Lacerta agilis (Sand lizard), 2830 nucleotides long. It is a transcript of the gene FSTL5, whose product is annotated as follistatin like 5. The transcript is spliced from 16 exons. Gene Ontology annotation, biological process: cell differentiation; multicellular organism development; regulation of BMP signaling pathway. The coding region runs from base 189 to 2729 and encodes 846 amino acids. The record is from RefSeq and is a predicted model, not a curated record. Lineage: Eukaryota; Metazoa; Chordata; Lepidosauria; Squamata; Lacertidae. Gene Ontology annotation, molecular function: protein binding; calcium ion binding.
UCCCCCUCCUUUGCAACCUUUUGCAUUUUUGACUUUCCACCCUCCCCUUUGGUUCCUAAAGCGGAACACCUAAAAAGGAAGAGAAUAUAUAUGCACGAUCCUUGCGACUAACAGGACAUAAUAUUCUCCCCCUGCUUCCCUUUGGGGACUUUAGUGACUCUUCGACCAGGCAGAGGGUCUCGAAAAAGAUGUUUAGGUGGUGGACAAUUGUUUCAUUCCUUGGAGGCAUCUUGCUGGGUGUGGAAGGAUGGCCAGCAAAAGAAGGAUAUGACUUCAAAAGCUAUCAGCCUCUUGUACGAUUACGCCACAAGCAGGAAAAGAGUCCAGAGAAUUCAAGAAAUAAAGGAUAUGUGAAUCAUGAUGCUCCCCUUGGAUCGUGUGAAAACAAGUACUGUGGUUUGGGUAGGCACUGUGUUGUUAACAGAGGAACAGGGCAAGCAGAGUGUGUCUGCAUGGAGCACUGCAAGCCUCACUUCAAGCCUGUGUGUGGCUCAGAUGGUGAAUUCUACGAAAACCACUGUGAAGUACACCGAGCCGCCUGCCUGAAAAAGCAAAAGAUUACCAUCGUUCACAACGAAGACUGCUUCUUCAAAGGGGAUAACUGUAAGUCAAUCGACUACAAUAAGAUGAAAAACUUCCUGCUGGAUCUCCAGAACAGAAGAUACAUGCUACAAACAAGAGAAAGAAGUGUUGAAGAUAAAAUGGCUUUGAAGAAAUUAUUGGUGGAUCAGAUGUUUAAAUAUUAUGAUUCAGACAACAAUGGUCUUGUGGACAGCAAUGAACUGACACAGGUAAUAAAACAGGAUGAGCUUGGCAAGGAUCUGUCUGACUGCUCUCUUUUCGAUCUCUUGAAAUAUGAUGAUUAUAACGGUGACAAGCACCUAGGCCUGGAAGAAUUCUAUAGAGCAUUUCAAGUAAUUCAACUGAGUCUGCCAGAAGAUCAGAAAAUAAGCAUCACUGCAGCAACAGUAGGACAAAGUGCAGUUCUAAGUUGCGCCAUUCAGGGGACCUUGAGACCUCCUAUCAUCUGGAAGCGGAACAAUGUCGCUCUGAACAACUUAGAUUUGGAAGACAUCAAUGAUUUUGGCGAUGAUGGGUCCCUGUACAUUACCAAGAUCACUACAACUCACAUGGGAAAUUACAGCUGCUAUGCAGAUGGCUAUGAUAAACUUUAUCAGACUCAUAUUCUUCAAGUAAAUGUUCCGCCAGUCAUAAGAGUGUUUCCCGAAAGCCAAGCAAGGGAGCCUGGUAUUACAGCCAGCCUUCGGUGCCAUGCAGAGGGUAUCCCCAAUCCAGUGCUUGGCUGGUUGAAGAACGGGAUUGAUAUAACUCCAAAGUUAUCUAAACAGUUAACUCUUCAAGCAAAUGGCAGUGAGGUCCACAUUAGCAAUGUACGCUAUGAAGACACAGGAGCAUACACCUGUAUUGCAAAGAAUGAAGCAGGGGUGGAUGAAGACAUCUCUUCACUUUUUGUGGAGGAUUCUGCUCGAAAGACACUUGCAAACAUACUGUGGAGAGAGGAAGGUCUGGGAAUUGGGAAUAUGUUCUAUGUAUUUUAUGAAGAUGGAAUCAAAGUGAUACAGCCAGUGGAGUGUGAAUUCCAGAGACAUAUUAAGCCUAGUGAAAAGCUCCUUGGAUUCCAGGAUGAAGUUUGCCCUAAAGCCGAGGGGGAAGAAGUCCAGCAGUGUGUCUGGGCAUCUGCUGUUAAUGUAAAAGACAAGUUUAUAUAUGUAACCCAACCCACCUUAGACAGGGUGCUGAUUGUUGAUGUGCAGUCACAAAAAGUUGUUCAGGCAGUAAGUACAGAUCCCAUUCCAGUCAAACUUCACUAUGACAAAUCGCAUGAUCAGGUUUGGGUGCUCAGCUGGGGAAGUUUUGAUAAGAAUUCUCCUACACUACAGGUGAUAACCCAGGCCAGUGGGAGUAUUUCUCAUCAUACUAUUCAUACUCAGCCAGUGGGGAAGCAGUUUGACAGAGUGGAUGACUUUUUCAUUCCAUCUACAACCCUCCUCAUCACUCACAUAAGGUUUGGAUUUAUUCUUCACAAAGAUGAACCUGUGCUCCAGAAAAUAGAUCUUGAAACUAUGUCAUACAUCAAGACGAUUAGUUUAAAGGAUUACAAUUGUGUUCCAAAGUCUCUGGCUUACACACACCUUGGAGGAUAUUAUUUUAUCAGCUGUAAGCCUGACACCACAGGAGCUGUCCCACCGCAGCUUAUAGUGGACGGUGUUACUGACUCCGUCAUUGGAUACAAUGGUGAUGUAACAGGAACUCCAUAUAUCUCUCCAGAUGGUCACUAUCUAGUCAGCAUUGAUGAUGUGAAAGGUCUCAUGAGGGUCCAGACCAUCACAGUUAGAGGAGAAAUACAGGAUGCCUUUGACAUCCACACCAACUUGCACAUAUCCGAUGUAGCUUUUCAAGCAUCGUUUACCGAAGCCCAUCAAUAUAAUGUAUUUGGUAGCUCCAGCACACAAACUGAUGUGCUUUUUGUAGAAUUGUCCUCUGGCAAGGUGAAGAUGGUGAAGAGUCUUAAGGAGCCUCUUAAGCCGGACGAAUGGCCGUGGAACAGGAAGAACCGCUUAAUUGAAGGCAGCGGGCUCUUUGGUCAGUACCUGAUGACACCUUCUAAGGAAUCCUUGUUUAUUCUGGAUGGACGGCUGAACAAGCUGAAUUGCGAAAUCACUGAAGUUGAGAGAGGAAACACAGUGAUUUGGGUUGGAGAAGCAUAAGGAACCAUGUUAGAUAACAGCCGAGUGAAUAGUUUUACAGUACAUUGCACUUAACUUCAUCCUCUAAAUUGUCACUGUUUUGUUUUGAUUGUGGUUUUUUU